UGACUUUAUUGUUUUAAGAUUCUGUAAAGUCGACGGUGGUGAUUAUUUCUUAAACUCAGUUCAUAAGUGGUGAUGGUGAUAGGGUAUAAUAGCCCAUCUGUUGAGUUUCGCAUGUCCCUGUCUCACUCGCUCCCUCGCUUCUUAGCUUCUGACUCAGAAUUUCCUUUCAUUCUCUUCGUUUAUCGUUUUCUCGCCGUAGAUCUCUGUGUUCUUUUUGUCUUUGUAUAUACCCUUUUCCGGUGGGAGUUCAGAUCGGUCGUUUUUAAGUCGUCGAUGCGUGGACUUUGACUGGACUCGGCUCGUGAUCCGAAACAGUGCGGGAGGAGGGUGGGUGGGUGUCUAAGAUGGGACAGUGCUACGGUAAGACCAAUCCAACGGCUGAGAACGACCCCAAUGGCGAAGACCCAUCAACCACGACCAUCACUACAACGGUGGGCUCCUCCCCGAAUAGGCCUCAGACCCCAGCCCGUUCCAGCGGCAGAGGAUGGAACGGACUCUUCACCGGUAAGGGCAGUACUCCAGGUCGGUCUUCGAACCCGAGUCCAUGGCCUAGUCCGUACCCACAUGGGGUUUCGGCGAGCCCUUUGCCGCCGGGGGUGUCGCCGUCGCCGGCAAGAUCAUCGACGCCGGGGAGGUUUUUUAAGAGGAGGUUUGCGCCACCGUCUCCGGCGAAGCAUAUUAAGGCCUCGUUGGCUAAAAGGUUUGGUCAUGGAAAGCCCAAACAAGGCACAAUUCCUGAGGAAGAAGGAGUUGAGCCGGAACAGUCUCUGGACAAGACCUUUGGCUAUAGCAAAAAUCUUGGGGCUAAGUAUGAGCUCGGAGUGGAGGUGGGCAGAGGGCAUUUUGGUCAUACAUGCUCGGCCAGGGGCAAGAAAGGCGAGCUCAAAGAUCAGCCUGUGGCGGUCAAAAUAAUUUCCAAAUCCAAGAUGACGACAGCAAUAGCCAUAGAAGAUGUUCGUAGAGAAGUGAAGAUAUUAAAAGCUUUAUCUGGGCAUAAGAAUCUUGUAAAAUUCUAUGACGCGUAUGAAGACACCAACAACGUGUAUAUAGUGAUGGAAUUGUGUGAAGGUGGAGAACUUCUUGACAGAAUUUUGUCAAGAGGUGGAAAGUAUGCAGAGGAAGACGCAAAAGUUAUAGUUGUUCAAAUUUUAAGUGUAGUUGCAUUCUGUCAUCUUCAAGGCGUGGUGCACCGUGACUUGAAGCCAGAGAAUUUCCUUUUUGCUUCUAAAAGUGAAGAUUCUGAUAUGAAGCUUAUUGAUUUUGGUCUUUCCGACUUCAUCAGACCAGAAGAGAGACUUAAUGAUAUUGUUGGAAGUGCAUACUAUGUUGCUCCUGAAGUUCUUCAUAGAUCAUAUAGUCUCGAAGCAGACAUAUGGAGUAUUGGUGUGAUCACCUACAUCCUCCUGUGUGGAAGCCGUCCAUUCUGGGCUCGGACUGAGUCAGGAAUUUUUCGGGCAGUACUGAGAGCUGAUCCUAGUUUUGACGAUUUACCCUGGCCAUCUGUGUCCCAAGAGGCCAAAGACUUCGUGAAGAGGCUUCUGCACAAGGAUUACAGAAAAAGGAUGACAGCCGUCCAAGCUCUAACUCACCCAUGGUUAAGGAGUGACACUCGCCCUAUCCCUUUGGAUGUAUUGAUCUACAAAUUAGUUAAAUCAUAUCUUCGUGCGUCACCCUUCAAACGUGCAGCGCUUAAGGCGCUUUCCAAAGCUUUGACAGAGGAUGAACUGGUAUAUCUUAGAGCACAAUACAAGCUUUUGGAUUCUGAUGAAGGGCAUAUCUCUCUUCAUAAUUUCGAAAUGGCUCUUUUGCAAAACUCAACUGAGGCAACAAGAGAGUCUAGGGUUCCUGAUAUAUUAAAUGAGAUGGAGCCACUUUCCUAUAGACAGAUGGACUUCGAAGAGUUUUGUGCAGCAGCAAUUAGCACGCAUCAAUUGGAAGCCGUCGAUAGGUGGGAGCAGAUAGCUUCGACGGCUUUUGAGCAUUUUGAACUGGAGGGAAACCGGGUUAUAUCAGUUGAAGAAUUGGCUAGGGAAUUGAGUCUUGGCCCUUCAGCUUAUACAAUCCUCAGAGAAUGGAUCAGAAGCGACGGAAAGCUUAGUUUGCUUGGGUACACUAAAUACUUGCAUGGUGUUCGCAGCUCAAACACAAGACACCAUUAGCAUUAAUUUAGCCUUGGACAUAUACAGAGUUCCUUAAAAAAUUAUUGGUUUACAAUGGGGGGGGGUCUCCAGUAUUUUUUGCUUCUUCUUUGGGAUUUGGGUAAAAAAAAAAAGUGAAAAGAAAAAAAGAAAGGAAAGCAUGCAUAUAAGUUAACAUUUUAGUGUAGCAAGAUAUGGCAUUGUAAGUCAAUUUUAGAUGAAAAAUAUCUCCUCUGCUGGAUACCGUGUUUUUCAAAUGAUAGCAUUGUACUUUGUACUACUAGUACUAGGUUUGAGCUCAAAUAGUAACAAAUGAUCAAUUUGUGAAAGGCAUAAAUAAUGUAGAUGUGUAGCUUUCUGUAUUCUUUUGUUGUUAAAUGAAAAUGUUUGACAAGAUUUCAAUCUA
This is a messenger RNA of Humulus lupulus (European hop), 2544 nucleotides long. RefSeq names its product CDPK-related kinase 3. Bases 345 to 2159 code for a protein of 604 amino acids. The transcript has 11 exons. NCBI's taxonomy places the organism in Eukaryota, Viridiplantae, Streptophyta, Magnoliopsida, Rosales, Cannabaceae. The record is from RefSeq and is a predicted model, not a curated record. Gene Ontology annotation, molecular function: ATP binding; calmodulin binding; calcium/calmodulin-dependent protein kinase activity. Gene Ontology annotation, cellular component: nucleus; cytoplasm. Gene Ontology annotation, biological process: peptidyl-serine phosphorylation; intracellular signal transduction; protein autophosphorylation.